Molecule: messenger RNA, 1071 nt
Organism: Penicillium argentinense
Lineage: Eukaryota; Fungi; Ascomycota; Eurotiomycetes; Eurotiales; Aspergillaceae
Product: nitronate monooxygenase
Exons: 4
Coding region: 1-1071 (356 amino acids)
Molecular function (GO): nitronate monooxygenase activity
Source: RefSeq, a predicted model, not a curated record
AUGGCAUCUCCCCAGGUCAUCCGCACUCCGAUCACUGAUCUGCUCAAGAUCAACCACCCCGUCCUGCUGGCAGGCAUGAACGUGGCGGCCGGCCCCAAGCUGGCCGCUGCGGUCACCAACGCUGGUGGUCUCGGUGUUAUCGGUGGUGUUGGCUACACCCCCGAAAUGCUCAAGGAACAGAUCGCUGAGCUGAAGAGCUACCUGACCGACAAGAACGCGCCUUUCGGUGUCGACCUGCUACUCCCCCAGGUCGGUGGCAGUGCUCGCAAGACCAACUACGACUACACCAAGGGUAAGCUCAACGAGCUCGUCGACAUCAUCAUCGACAGCGGCGCCAAACUGUUCGUCUCCGCCGUCGGUGUUCCCCCCAAGCCCGUCGUUGAGAGGCUCCACGGUGCCGGUAUUCUCACCAUGAACAUGAUCGGUCACCCCAAGCAUGUCCAGAAGGCCCUCGAUGUCGGCAUCGAUAUCAUCUGCGCUCAAGGUGGCGAGGGCGGUGGUCACACCGGCGAUGUCCCCACCACCAUCCUCAUUCCCACCGUUGCCAAGCUGGUCCAGGGAAAGAAGAGCCCUCUGACUGGUCAGCCCGUCCAGGUCAUUGCUGCCGGUGGUCUGUACAACGGUAACUCCGUCGCCGCCGCUCUCAUGCUCGGCGCCUCGGCUGUCUGGAUCGGCACCCGCUUCAUCCUUGCCGAUGAGGCCGGUGCUCCCAAGGCUCACCAGGAGGCUGUCCGCACUGCUGGCUUCGAGGACAACAUCCGUACCAUCAUCUUCACUGGUCGUCCCCUGCGUGUUCGCAAGAACCCUUACAUUAUGAACUGGGAGGAGAACCGCGCCGAGGAGAUCAAGCAGCUCACCGCUAAGGGUAUCAUUCCCGUCGAGCACGACUUUGAGAACCUGCCCGACGAUGUCGAUGAUGACACCCUCGACAACGCUCGUCCCUACCUGAUGGGUAAGGUCUCUGCCGUUGUUGACGAGAAGAAGCCCGCCAAGGCUAUCGUUGACGAGCUCGUCUACGACGCUGCUGCUCUUCUGAAGAAGGGCAACCAGAUGGUUGCCGCCAAGCUGUAA